Messenger RNA from Talaromyces marneffei, 1128 nucleotides. RefSeq lists its product as uncharacterized. The coding region runs from base 1 to 1128 and encodes 375 amino acids. Gene Ontology annotation, biological process: proteolysis. The record is from RefSeq and is a predicted model, not a curated record. The transcript has a single exon. Gene Ontology annotation, molecular function: aspartic-type endopeptidase activity. Lineage: Eukaryota; Fungi; Ascomycota; Eurotiomycetes; Eurotiales; Trichocomaceae.
AUGGUUAAUUGUAAGACUAUCAUCUCUGCUCUGGUCCUCUUGGUCCUUGCUACUGCUUCCCCUUUCCCUACUAAUACCAGCUUCUCUAUUAGACAGGUUGCUGUUAAAGCUCUAUAUAAUAUAGCCUUAGCAACCAGGUCCGAUUGGACCGACUCCGCUAUCGCUGCUCCGUUUAAACAUGAUAUCGUAUACCUUACUCCUAUUAAAGUUGGUACUAGUAACUUGCAAGUUGUCCUUGACACUGCUUCUGGUAAUCUAUGGACCUAUACUGCUGAAACCCCUUAUGUUGAAUCCCACGCUACUUAUAACCCCGCAAGUGGCAGAUUGAUGAAGGAUUAUUACUGGAAGUCUAUAAACGGAAGAGGCGUCGUUUUCCAAGGUCGAGUGUAUCGGGAUACAGUUUGUAUAGGUCAGCAUCUUACCUAUCACGACCAGGCUGUUCAGGUUGUUGAUGUUGUUGAACCCAUCACACAGGCGCUCAAUCCUAACAGACCAUAUGAUGGUAUUUUUGGAUUAGCUUUCUCUACAUUGAAUACUAUUUAUCCUAUAAAGCAGCAAACCUUCUUUGAUAAUAUUAAGAGCCGACUUAAUGCCCCCCUCUUUGCUGCAUAUCUUAAGCAUGAGGCACCUGGUAUGUUUGACUUUGGUUGGAUUGAUCUUAAGAAGUUUAAGGGGCCGCUUGUCUGGACGAAUGUUGAUGCUAGCCGGGGACUAUGGAAUAUUUCCGUUGAUGGAUAUAGUAUUGACGGCGAUUCCUCUAGUUCUAUCCCUUUCUAUGCUGCUAUCGACACUGGUACCUCCCUUAUUCUCCUUCCGGAGAGCAUUAUCCAAGCAUACUACAAAAAGAUUACUGGUUCCUAUAAAUAUUAUGCAACGGGUGGAUACUACUUCCCGUGCACUAUGACUACUAUCAUUCCUGACUUUAGGGUUAACAUUGGUGAACAUACCGCCGUUGUUCCUGGUGAAUUCAUGGUGUAUUAUCGCAAUACUACCCAUUGCUAUGGUAGUCUCCAACCCAGUCCUAGACCCGACGUCAAUUAUCUCGGCGCUGCCUUCAUUAAGAGCCAGUAUAUUAUUUUCCAUCACCACCCCGCAGGUCCCCGGAUCGGUAUCGCUACCCAGGCCUAA